AUUUUCUUAUCAGUUUAUCGGUUUUCGCACCUUUAAGCUUUUCAUAAACUGUUAUUCUAUAAAAAAUAACUUUUAUUGAUAUGAUUUCCAUUGCAAUAAAAUUUUUAGAAUCUUUCAGUUUAUCUUUUUAAAACAAGUGUAUAAAACUUUUUUUUUGAGUUUUUAUCAAUUUAUUUUUCUUAAUUUUGAAAAAAAUAUUUGCAUAAAAUAUAAAUUAAUUGUAAAAUAAAAAUUAUUUAAAGUGGAAAAAAUGUCAGAAAAAUCUAAGGGUGACACGUCGUCAUCAUCAACGUCACGAAUCGUAAAUAAUCCUUUAUUAAGUGCGAAUGUAACAAAUUUAACAUUUGAUGAUUUUCAAAACAAACCGGUUAUAUUACCAGCUGCACCACCAAUAAUUCAUGCAAUUACGGAAGAUGUAUCAGAAUCAUCUCAAGUAAUAAAACGUACUGUAACAGUUGGUGAAACACCGGACAUUGAUGCAGAUACAUUAAGUGAAAUUAAUUUAAAUCCAACUGAUGAUGAACAAUUAUUACAACAACAACAACAGCAACAACAAUUUGAUUUAAAUUAUAAUAACGCAUUUCCGCAAAUACAACACGAACCACGUUCAAUUAAUAAUAACGAAAUAGCUGAUGAUUCAAUAUUAUCACAAGCGGCAUCAUCAUUUUCACAAUUACCAUCGGUUGCAUCAACAGUAUUAUCAACAUUUUCAAAAGUAAUUAAUAAUUAUUCACCUGGUUCGACAACAGUUAGUCGUGAACAAAGUUCUGAACGUUCUGAUUUCAAUUCUAAUUUAAAUACAACAAUAAAUAAUAGUGGUGGAUUAGGAUAUCAAUCACAAUAUAAUAAUUUAAAUCAAAACUUAACAGCAACAGGAGGAUUAGAACAAUAUCCUGAAAGUGUUGGUUUCAACAAUCAAUAUUUAAAACAAUCUCAAAAUUAUAGCUCAGUAGCAACAUCUGAGCCACCAAAACUUUAUACGCCACCUCCAAUCGAUACAAUUCAACAAAAAACUCCAAUUUUACCACCACCAUUAACUGCUGGUGGAAAUACAUAUAGAUUGUCUUCAAAAAAGAAAAUUUACGCACAAAUACCAGGUCUAUCAGUGAAUCAUACAAUAACAGAUACCGAUAAUAAUUCUCAAUCAAGUACAGAUUUUAAUUUACCUACAUUCCCAUCUGAGACAUCAAAUACAACACAAAAAUUUCAAACAGCACAACCCUUAAAUUCAUUUUUAAACGAUACUGAUUCUUCGUCUCAAUCAAAUCUGACACUUGGAAAUUAUACAUCAGAUCCGUACCAACAGCAAACUCAAGCAUCACCAAAAAGUGAUAAGUCAACUGUUGGUGGUUUGUUUUCGGGAGUCUCAGGAGUUAUACAAAAUUUAUCGGGUCUUGUAAAAUCUACUGUUGCAAAUGAUUUAAACCAAUCCGUUCCUUCAACGACACAAGACCUGCAAAAUAAAUCAAAUAUUCAAGAGCCUCAGUUUAACCAAGGAUUUAUAAUACCACCAGUUUCUUCAAACAAUAGUGGAAUAAAUGCUACACAAGUUUUCAAUCCAAUUGUUGGUCAUCAAAUUGGUUUUGAGCCUAUACAAUCUUCUAUUUCAAAUUCUUCAAUAAAAGAAGAUAUAAACACAAUUAUUCCACCACCCACGAAACCUCCAACAGCAAGUAAUACCAGUUCAUUUCGUUUACAAAAAGGAACUCGCUUGUAUAAAAGUCCGUUCGAAAAUACAAGUUCAUCCGGCGUGAACGCCUCUUUCACUACUCAAUUGCCACAGCAACAAUUCACCGUACCCAAUUUACCAUUACCAGAAAAUUUUAAUAAUAUUUCACAAGGACCGCAAAUCACCGAAAACAUACCCCCAAUUCCUGCACCGGAAAGUUUUCAAAGUUAUUCCUUUCAAAAUAUACAACAACCAAAUCAGGUAUUUAAUCCAAUAAAAGAGACGCCCUCCUUUUCUUCUUUUAAACAAGAUCAACAAAAACCAGGGCAUUUACUUGACAAACAAUUUACCGAUAUCCCGGUAAACGCUACAAAUCUGAUUGAGGAAGAACAAAAAGAGUCUGUGGUUUCAAAAAUACAACAAAUCCCACAAUCUAGUAAAUUUUUUCAACCCAUUGAAGAACCAACCAGCGAAAGACCGAUAACAAACGUUGACUUCUUUAAAGCACAAGAACCAAAUACUUCAUUAUCUGUUUUUGAUAAUCCGAAACAGGAAACUGUAGCAAAAUCAGUAGAAAUUACAACUAAUAUAUUUAAACCACUCAAUUCUCAAAUAAAAACUAGUAACAUAACUGAGAAUAAUAUUUACUCUCCUGUUCAACCCGGUUUGUUUGAUUCUGCUCCUCAACAGUUAGCAACUCAACAAAGCCAAUUAGAAGUGAAUACAUUCAAUUUAUCACCAUUAUCAUCUGCUUCACAUUCCCCAUUUAUAAGAUCAAGUGACAAUAAUAAUCUAAAACAAUUUAAUAGCCUUUCAGUUGAAGAAAAAUCGUGUGAUCAACAAACAUUGCUAAAAAAGACCGCUGAGCUCAGUAUUCAAGAAAAACAGUCAGCAUUAAGCGUAGCACCACCACCCAUUUUACCACCUGCCAAAACUGGUCAUUCAAAAUCAGCAAAUCCUUUUAGAAGAGAUUCAACAAAAUCACAUCCUGUAGUACCAACUAAUUUCUUCACACCAGGCGAACAAAAUCCACAAAUAUUAGGAACUUCGUUGCAACCGCAAGCAGAUCAAAUAAAUUUGUCCCUGAGCCAAACUUCACAAUCAACAGUUAAUACAACACUUCAAGCGGUAGUUCCAGAAAACGCUUCUACAGUUGAUUAUUUUAAACCAGUUACAUCUGAUGAGUGGGCUCAAAAAUUAAUAAAAGAAGCUAAUCCAACCAUUACUGAAACUUCUAUACUUAACACAAUCCAACCGCAAGAAGCACCAAGUUUAGGCUCUUCAGAACCAUUUCCUGAAAAGUUUAAUUUUUCAACUUUACUUCCAGACGAAAACACAAAAUUUCGAUAUUUACCUCCCUCUUUAAAGCCAAAAUUAAUAGCAGAUAGUGAAAAUAAUUGUCCACCUCCAAUAGAAUUCAGGCCUCCAGCACCAUUACCUUUUGUUAACAACCAACCUGAUAUUGGACCUGGUGCAUCAAUAGCAGCUUUCUAUAAUCCGGUUCCAAGCCAUCAGUGGGCUCAACAAGUAAUUGACGCAGCUCAAGAAGGACUUAAUGAAAUACCUCAACAAGAAAACACAGACCAUUCGCAUAUUAUAGAAGGAACGAUUGAACCAGAAGAAGAAUUUCCUGAUCAAUUUGAUUUUUCCUCAGUUUUACCUCCUGAAGGCCCAGUAUUUAAAUAUUUGCCACCACCAAUUAACAAUAAUAUAAAUAUUGAAGCAUCUGAUCCUGAAACAUCUAGCGAAAAGGUUAAAAUUUUGAAAAUAACUAAGGAAACGCUUCCUCAAGGAACAUCAAGUUGUGUUGGAGAAUUUUUAACUGAGGUCCAGCAACCUAAAGCACAAACAGCAAUUCCACCUGAGUUAAAGGAAAGCAAUCAGGACGAAAAUAAUCAACAAUUUAAACAAACAAAUUUAGCAAAUUAUUUUGGACAGCAGCAACCGAAAAAAGACUUAGAAGAAGUACAUAAAUUAGAAACAGAAAAAGUUCAAGAAAUUCAAUAUAAUCAGCAAAAUCAAACUAAUAUUCAAAAUAGUGCUAUACAACAAACUUUUAUACAAGGGCCUCCUUCAACAUCAUCUACCCCAAAAUUAACCGAUUUUUUUAAUUCGAAUUCAAUUUCUGCUCCUGUACAACAGAAUUUUCAAUUGCCUCAAUCUCACACAACACCAUCUAUUAAAUCUGAUACUGAAAUUAAACAACAGCAAGCGAUCAGUGACAUUACAUCUGUUGACAAAAAUUUAAAUUUGAAUGUUUCACAAAAAAUUUCUCCCAUAAAGGGUCAGCAAGAACAAAAUUCAUUUUUAAAUUUUUUCGAUCAACAAAAACAACAACAAAUUUUGAGUAAUCAAAAAAAUCAAGACGAAAUAUUUUUUAAUAAUCAGAAACAACAAAGUCAACAACAACAACAACUGGAAUCAGUUUCUAGCAUUUCUUUCUUUGAUCAAUUUAACAAUAACAAUAAUUCAUCUGCACAAAUAAAUCAAUCAACAAAUACAACUGCAGCUACCGGGCAAUUAUUAAACGAAGAAGAACAGAAACUUCAAAAUUUUUUCAAUAAUCCACCACCGCAGAAUUUAAAUAAUAAUUCUGUGAACGAAUUAAAUUUUAAAAAUUUAUACGGUUGUGGUGGAAUAAAAUCUAAGCAAUUUAGCAAUUCUGAUUUCAAUUUAACACCUGGUAAAUAUAGUGAUAAUAGAAGUGCAACACCACUAUCAAAUAUUGUUGAGCCACCUUCAUCAGCUUGUUCAGAAUUUUCAAGUGAUUAUAUUAAUAACUCUUCACAAAAUCUAAGUCAACAAAAUAUUGGGUUUACCAACAAUUUAAAUGAUCCUUAUUUGAAUGAAAUACCAGAAGAACUAAUUUUAGAAUACAACAAAAUGUCUACUUCAAAUGCAACAAAUGCAGUUGUUCCAUGUAAUGUGGUUUAUACACCAGCGAAAAAGCAUUGGUUUUAUAAAAAAAUUGAACAGAAUAAACAAUUUUGGAUACCAUUUACACAUAAAGAUUCAGAUGCAUUAGAAGAAAGUUUUCUCAAAAAAGGCAAUAACAUUGUACAAGUGGAGGGUGGUAGAUAUGAUGUUAAUAUCAAUGAAAGAACACGUGAACCAAUUUAUUGGAGAGGUGGACCAACGGAAGUAAGACGUUGUUCGUGGUUCUUUAAAUCAGUUGAUUCUAAAUAUGUACCUUAUGAAGAACAAAUAGCAGACUUUUUAGAAUCUGAAUAUAGAGAAGCCUCUAAUUCUGGAGAAUGGCGUAAAAAAGUCGCUUUAGGUAACGGUGAAACUGUAGUGUUUCAUGCUCCUACAGUUUUAGUACAUUUUUUACAAUCACAAACAAGUGAUGCAUGGGGUGGAGCUACUCAAGCUACAAUUAAACCCCGAGUAGUAAAAAGAGAUUUAGAUGAUUUUGUGAUAGAAGCUGGAGAGACCGAUAAAGUAGAUCAUUUGUUAUUUAUGGUACAUGGUAUUGGGUCGUCAUGUGAUUUGAAGUUUAGAUCAGUAGAAGAAGUUGUUGAAGAAUUUCGAAGUAUCGCAUAUCAACUUGUUCAAGCACAUUAUAAAAAUUCAGUAGAUAAUGGUGAUGUUGGACGAAUUGAAGUAUUGCCCGUGUCAUGGCAUCAUGAAUUACAUUCAGCUGAAAGUGGAAUAGACGAGCAACUAAAAGCUAUAACUUUAGAAUCUAUUCCAAAAUUACGUAAUUUUAAUAACGAUACUGUAGUUGAUGCUCUGUUUUACACCAGCCCCAUAUUUUGUCAAUACAUCAUUAACACAGUAGCUAAUUGUAUGAAUAGAGUUUAUUUGAAAUUCUGUCAGCGAAAUACGAAUUUUAGUGGACAAGUAUCACUAGCUGGCCACAGUUUAGGUUCAUUAAUUUUAUUUGAUAUAUUAUGCAAUCAAAAGCCAGUUGAAGAUAAUGAAACAAAUUCGGAAACGUUAGAUCAAUAUUUAGAAACACAAAAGAUUCCAAAUCCGGCACAUUCCCAGCAGGUAAAUUAUACUUUUGGUUCAAGUGGAGCUGGUCAGCCUAAAAUAGAUUACCCACAACUUUUAUUUGGACCAAAAAAAUUCUUUGCUUUGGGAUCACCUAUUGGCUUAUUUACAACAAUUCGAGGUAUUGCAAAAUUGGGAAUGGAUUUCAAAUUGCCUACAUGUCCCGGAUUUUAUAACAUUUUUCAUCCAUAUGAUCCAAUUGCUUAUCGUAUUGAGGCAUUAAUUAACCCAGAAUUUAGUUCAAUUAGACCAGUACUUAUACCGCAUCAUAAAGGACGUAAACGAAUGCAUUUAGAAUUAAAGGAAACCAUGACACGUGUUGGUACUGAAGUUAAACAAAGAAUUGCAGAAAUAUUUAAGGGUACAAUGGAAACUGUAUUUUUCUUAUCAUCAAAAAAUAAAGUGGAAGAUCAACAAGAAAUGGAAAAAGAAGUUGAUAAAGUUUUAGACAGUCAAUUAAAAAUGGAUCAACCAAUUCGAACGGCAUCAUCUUCUAGUUCAGAUUUACAGUCUUUGGAAGAUUUAAAUGAGUUAAAUAUGACAAUAGGAAAAUUAAAUGAUACAAAGCGUAUUGAUUACGUUUUGCAGGAGGCACCUUUAGAGUUUUUUAAUGAAUAUUUAUUUGCUUUAACAAGUCAUGUUUGUUAUUGGGAUUCUGAGGAUACAAUUUUGUUCAUUGUCAAAGAAAUAUAUUCAUCGCUUGGUAUAUCAACGGAUGCAACAAUCCCGCAACAGAAUAUGACCAUUGAAAGACCAAGCUCAAGGAAUACACCAUCAUCUUCACCAACGAGCCCUCAAAAACUACUUAAAGAAAAUUAAGAAAAAUACUAAAUAAAAAUUAAGCUUUAUAGAAAUUGGAAUACAAAUUAAAAAUUAAAUAUUAAUUAAAUUUUAUUAUACAUUUAUAGCAUAUUAAUAAAAUUUUGUAAAAAGAAAACUCCUAUAUGUGAAAAAAAAAAUUCUAUGUUAGUUACUAAAAUCAAAUUAAUGUCUGGUAAAUGUUCUGUUUAAUAUUUGAUCCAUUAUUAUUGAUAAAAAUAAAAAAAUGAUUUUAAUUCAAGUAUUCCUCAUAAAAAAAUUUGGCUUUUAACCUAUUUUGUUCAGAUAUUGUAAAUAAUUGAAGAAUCCAAUUUAAAUUUUAAAAAAUUUUCAGAGAGUAUGAUUAAUUCAGGAAGCUUGUUAUUUUUAUGUCCUAAAAAAGGCAAAUGAAACGAAAUCAGAUAAAUGGCAAAAUGGUGUUAUUAAUAUGUUUAAAAAAUUUAACAAAAUUAAUAAAAAGUUUUGUUGUAAAAGAA
Molecule: messenger RNA, 6960 nt
Organism: Condylostylus longicornis
Lineage: Eukaryota; Metazoa; Arthropoda; Insecta; Diptera; Dolichopodidae
Gene: PAPLA1
Exons: 11
Coding region: 251-6484 (2077 amino acids)
Cellular component (GO): COPII-coated ER to Golgi transport vesicle
Molecular function (GO): metal ion binding
Source: RefSeq, a predicted model, not a curated record